UCUUAUGGCCGCUUGGAGAGACUUUGCGUCUUUUGCGCUUUUGGUGAAGCUCUCAUUCUGUUCAGGAGUGAAACCAGAACAUUUUAUUCUCCAGGGCAUGACAUGUGGAUGAAAGUCACAAGGUCGUUUCAGGGAAUCCGGUAACAGUGUAAAGUUUUUUUUCCUGCUUUAUAAAAACAUCUCCAACUUUUGAGCCAGAUUUAACUUCAGCUCUAUGGGAGCAUUCAACCGGCGCCAGCUGAGACUGAUCAGAAAUCCCAACCCGGUGGUGAAGAAGGCUGAAGGAAGAGUGCCUGGGCGUUCGGGAACUCGACGAUCUCCUGGACAUUUUGGAGCACCUUGAAGAGCUUGCGGUGAGCAGUGAGUCGGGGAAAGAAUCAGCGCCAUGAGCGGCCAAAAGUGAACUAGGACGCCAGCUACAACAGCCACACAGCAGCAUUACAUCGUACAUCGGUGGGCCCCAUUCUUGACUUGAUGUACGUUUAUUUAUUUACCACAGAUGUUUCGGAAAAAAGCUUCAUCCUCCUUGAGAAUGCGGAGAAUAUCAGAAAGGGGCGUAGACCGUGGCCGAAGCUCCUCCUUCCAUGAGGUGGGUGGCUUGCGAGAGCUGGAAAUGAGAGGGGCAGCCUCCGUUUCCGAAGAAACCUCGAGCAGCGGUGCGAGCGGAGGAGGCCACACCGUCCUGCAGAGACUCUUGCAAGAGCAGAUGCGCUAUGGCGAAAGCAGGAACUACCUGGCCUUGCAGCAGCAACAGAUGCAGCAGCAGCAACAGAUGCAGCAGCAGCAACAGAUGCAGCAGCAGCAGCAGCAACAGUCGCAGCAGCAGCAGCAACAGCAGCUCCUGGGCCCGGGAGAUGAACACUCCAUGGUUCCUCACGUUGCCCGACAAGAGCCACAGGGCCAAGAGCUGCAGGCAGACAGCGGCAUGGAGAAACAGAUGAACCCCAGAGGCAUGGGUGGUGGAGGAGGCAGCGGAGGAGCCGGAUCCCAAGGCCAAAACCCUGAGGACCUGCCCUCGUACGAGGAAGCCAAGGUGCAGUCACAGUAUUUUCGUGGCCACCAGCCACAGCCGCCUCUCGGCCCAACAGUGGGUGCUGCCUUCUAUGUCACCGGUGUCACCAAUGCAAAGGUACGUCCUCCGGAGGGCCGCCCCGCGGUACAGCGGCUUGGUGCAGCCAAAGUACACCAGGAUGAUGGCCUGAAGGACCUCAAGCAGGGCCAUGUGCGCUCCCUAAGUGAAAGGCUCAUGCAGCUUUCACUGGCCACCAGUGGUGUCAAAGCCCAUGCUCCUGUCACCAGUGCGCCGCUCUCGCCACAGCUGCCUCAAUCACCAGGAACACAGGGGGAUUACUAUAAACCAGUGGGACCCCACCGUGGCCCACCUCCAGACUAUCCCUAUAAAGGUCUCCCUUCUCCACCCAAACCUCAGCAGCACCACCACCCACAGCACCAAGAUCCAGGACACUAUUAUUCAGACCACCGCAGCUCGGCUCAGCAGUCGAGAAUCGAGGUCCCUCAUGUGCGCUACCAGCCACCACCAGAGUACGGAUCUUUCCGCUCCAAUAAAGAGAGCUCAGGACACUCCCAGAGGCCCAUCCAUCAACACAGUCCCACGUCCUCGGUCACCUCGGUGGGAUCGCUGUCCCGUGCUCAGUCCUCCACCCUCAGCAGCAUACUGGCAUCUUCUCAUUCCUCUUCAGCCAUGGGCCAUCAGUUAGAGACACCUUUUUCAAUGGGACCACGGAGUCCGCAGGGGCCGGGCGGCCAUCAAGGCGAGCCAUACGGCAUGGGCCCGGGUCACCCUACGCCUCAUCAACGGCCCCAUGGCUUCCCUCAUGACCCCUACGGCUCGGCACCCCGGGGCCUCCAUCUGCACCAGCACCAGUACCAUCCGCAGGGGCAGCAGCAGCCUAGCCAAGGGCAACACUAUCCACAUCCCCUCUCACUUCAGGGUGACCCGUAUGCCAUGCUGGCACGUGCACAGCAGAUGGUGGACAUGCUCACUGAAGAGAACCGGCAACUCAAGCAAGAAAUGGAAGUCUGCGGGGAAAAGGUGUCCAAGCUGCAAAAGCUAGAGACGGAGAUUCAGCUGGUGUCUGAGGCAUAUGAGAACCUGGCCAAGUCCUCAUCCAAGAGGGAAGCCCUGGAGAAAACCAUGAGGAACAAGCUGGAGCUGGAAGUGCGCAGGCUGCACGACUUCAACAGGGAUCUAAGAGAACGUAUGGAAACAGCCAACAAGCAGCUAGCAGCCAAAGAAUGCGAGGGCACAGAGGACAACCGCAAAACCAUCUCUCAGCUCCUGGCUCAGAACAAAGAGACCCAGAGGGAAAAAGAGAAACUUGAGAUUGAGCUUAAUGCGCUGCGCUCCACCAACGAGGACCAGCGCAGGCACAUCGAGAUCCGCGACCAGGCCCUGAACAACGCUCAGGCUAAAGUAGUUAAACUGGAGGAGGAGCUUAAGAAGAAGCAGGUCUAUGUGGAGAAGGUGGAGAGGAUGCAGCAGGCUCUGGCUCAGCUGCAGGCUGCCUGUGAGAAGCGAGAGCAGUUGGAGCACAGAUUACGCACACGGCUGGAGAGAGAGCUGGAGUCCCUCAGGAUGCAACAGAGAUCAGGAGGCUCACAGAACCCCACCGGCCCCGAGUACAGCACCACGGCCCUAAUGGAGCACCUGCGUGAGAAGGAGGAGAGGAUUUUAGCUUUGGAGGCCGACAUGACCAAAUGGGAGCAGAAGUAUUUAGAGGAGAGCGUCAUGAGGCAGUUCGCCCUGGAUGCCGCUGCAUCUGUCGCCACGCAAAGAGACACUUCAUCAGCUCUGAUCAGCCACUCACCCAGCAGCAGCUACGACACCUCGGUGGAGGCACGUAUCCAGAAAGAAGAGGAGGAGAUUCUCAUGGCCAACCGCCGCUGCCUGGACAUGGAGAGCCGCAUCAAGAACCUCCAUGCGCAGAUCAUCGAGAAGGAUGCCAUGAUCAAGGUGCUGCACCAACGUUCGCGCAAGGAGCCAGGGAGUAAAGCCGACGGUCCGUCCACCAUGCGGCCCUCCAAGUCCCUCAUGUCUAUAGCCACGGGCACGAGUGGACUGGGCAGCUCAGGCCUGCUCUCUCACUCACUGGGGCUCAGCAGCAGCAGCCCGAUUACAGAGGAACGCAAGGAGGACCGCAGCUGGAAGGGCAGUCUGGGUGUGUUACUGGGGCCAGAGUUCCGCAGUGACUCCUUGAGGACCGAGUCCAUUUCGUCUUCGCCGUCUCCGGUGCUGCCGUACACACCGGCCGCUACCCAUUCCAAGACGGGCAGCCGGGACAGCUGUACACAGACAGACAAGAGUCAGGAGUCGAGCAAACCCAGUACCCCGGCACUACAGAGCGUAGCAGCCAACAGCCGCAUCAGCAGCCCCAGUCCUGUCUAUAUCCCUGACCGUAUAGCAGAUGUUCCAGUGUUCCACAGCAGCAGCACUCUGGAGAGAAGAGCGCUGGUCCAGUCUCAUCCUCAACAAUCGCAAUCACAAUCGCAGCCGCAAAAGCAGGAGGACGUCGAUAACGAGAUGGUGGAAAUUCUUAUCUGAAACCCAAUAACACACACACACACACACACACACACACACACACACACACACACACACACACCAGGAAAAGGAUUCCUUUCUCUAUUUUUUCUUGUCUAAGUAUUUUGGAGACUCAGUGUAUUGGAAUGCACUAAAUGUUGUUUGCCUUGUACAGAUCAAUACACCGUUGGCAGUUUUUUUGUACAGUUUUCCAACUUUUGGACCAAAUGUAUUGGCAAAACUUCCAUUUAUUUUUUAUUUUUUUGCAUUUAUUGCACUACUUUUUUUUCCUCCUUUAAGCUUUCAAUAUUAUUUGAACUAGAUAGUGCACAUAUAAACCAAUGUUAUCAAUAUAUUUUUUUGGCACUUAUACGACGGUAUGGUAACAUGUAAAUACUGUAUCGAAAUACUGUAAGAUCACAUGUAAAAUAGGAGGAGUGUGUGUGUGUGUGUGUGUGUGUGUGUGGUAUACGUGUGUAUACGUACGUACGGCCCUGUGAACUUCAAAGGCACUGCCCGAGUGUUGAGUACUGACCAAUUGCGUGGUCUGUGGUUUGGUGUGUUUGCGAAAAAAAAAAAAAAAAACCCAACCGGUUUUGGGUUUGUGUAAAUGUAAGGAGUAUGGUUUUUUUUUUUUAUUAUUAUUAUUAUUAUUAAUAAUAAGGGGCUUUGGGACCAGCGUCCUCCUUUCCACUUUUGACGUAUUUUCAUCUGGAGCGCCGCACCAAGUGGACAUUCCGUACGCCUGCCGAGUCUCCAUCCAUUUCAGAUUUUUUAUUUUUUUUGUUACUAUAAAUACAUUGUCUGUUUUCUAUAUAUAGUAUAGAUGCGUCGCGUAUGAGGAAAUUCCAGGGAAUUCACGAUAUACAGUACAUUUCGCUUUUGACCAAAGGAUACCGAGAGAAUUCCCACCUGCUACAGACAGGGGGCGUAUAAAACAAUUGAUCUUCCACUGGGUAAACCACAAACCGCUGGAGGGAAACAAUUCGUCUGUUUAAAAAAUAUAAAUAAAAUACACCAAUAAAUGUCA
Molecule: messenger RNA, 4571 nt
Organism: Silurus meridionalis
Lineage: Eukaryota; Metazoa; Chordata; Actinopteri; Siluriformes; Siluridae
Gene: amot
Product: angiomotin
Exons: 13
Coding region: 500-3562 (1020 amino acids)
Biological process (GO): establishment of cell polarity involved in ameboidal cell migration; hippo signaling; angiogenesis
Cellular component (GO): bicellular tight junction; cytoplasmic vesicle; plasma membrane
Molecular function (GO): signaling receptor activity
Source: RefSeq, a predicted model, not a curated record